UCCCGCCGCGUGUAGAAGUCAAAGACUGUAUUCACACAAUCCCUUCAUCUUCCCCCUCUCUCUAUUAAAUAGUGCGGAGAAACUCUCACUUUCAUUCAGUCCACUCCAAAUAAAUAAAAGAUUGACCAAUGGAUUUUUCCAACACCCAUAAGAUGAAGAGCAGAGGUAAAUUAAUGGGACAAAGAUGGUGGAACAUUGGUUUACCUUCACUAUUUCUGCUAUGCCUUUUCUUCUUCCUUGCUGGUUUAUUCGGUUCUACUCUCGUGUCUCACCAGGAUGUACUGGUACCUACUGUAAGACCAAGGUCGAGGGUGCUUGAAUCUGUAGAAGAAUUUGAUCCUUUGCCCAAUGGUGAAACUGGGGAACAUUCCCUCACUUCCAUUUCCUUUCAGGUCUUAAGCUGGUUCCCGCGUGCAUUAUACUUUCCCAAUUUUGCAACUAUAGAACAAUGUCAAGCCAUUAUUAAGAUGGCAAAGGCGGAAUUGAAGCCAUCAUCUUUGGCUCUCCGCAAAGGAGAAACAGCAGAGAAUACCAAAGGAAUUAGAACAAGUUCUGGUAUGUUUAUCAGUGCAUCUGAAGACAAAACUGGAAUUUUGCACCUCAUUGAGGAGAAAAUUGCAAAGGCAACUAUGAUCCCUUCGACACAUGGAGAGGCAUUUAAUGUGCUGCGGUAUGAAAUUGGCCAGAGUUAUCAUUCGCAUUAUGAUGCGUUCGAUCCUGCUCAAUAUGGUCCUCAGAAGAGCCAAAGGGUUGCAUCCUUUUUGUUAUAUUUAUCUGAUGUGGAAGAAGGUGGAGAAACCAUGUUCCCUUUCGAGAGUGGGCAGAAUAUGGAUGCUAAUUAUGACUUCCGUAAGUGUAUUGGUCUGAAAGUGAAGCCGCGUAGAGGGGAUGGACUACUGUUCUACUCGCUGUUACCAAAUGGUACAAUUGAUCCGUAUGAAUGGGAGCCCAUCUUAGGUACUGGCUCAUUGCACGGAUCCUGACGAUACAGACAUCUCUUCACGGGAGCUGUCCAGUUAUCAGAGGUGAAAAAUGGGUUGCCACAAAGUGGAUCAGAGAUCAAGAAAUGGAUGACUAAACGAGGACAUGUCUCCAAGUGGUGUUAAUAUUAUUCUUUGGUAAUUUAGUGUAGUAACUCACUAGGAGUUUGGAAACGAAUUUUGCAGUAAAUAUAUCUACAAGAAAAGUUCAUAUAUCUAUCUUUACCCUUCAUGAAUUUUUGCCCCUCCAAACCCCUACCCGUUCACUCAUGUUUUCAUUUUUCCCAACCUCAAUUCUGUUGAUCAGUGGAGUACUUCUCUCAAUGACUUUUUAAUUUUAUUACAACGAAAGGAAACUAAUCAAGGCAUCAAUAUCCUCCCUCCAUUAGAAAUUAUUAAAAAAGAAACCGUUAAGCCCCACCUUCGGUAGGUGCAAAACUAACUGUGAAGUGUACAAGAUAAUAGUGUUUAUCCGCAACAAAUAUAAACAAAAUUGCUUUUAAUUUGCCCUCCUAUCUCUUCCUGGAAAAAUAUAAAAAAAAAUUAAUUUAAUUUUUUUUACUAAUCAAAAGUAAAAUACAAUAAAUAUUGGAUUUAAUUUUAAACCAUUGCAAGAUGAAAAAAAGAGAUGUUGCCUUUGGAGUAGCAAUUUACAUGGCUUAGAAACAAUUUAUUUUAUUGGCUGAACAUGGACGUAGCUUAGCAUUUAGGAAAUGCUUACACCUCAUCCAACUUCCUGACACGAAAACAAACACGCGUCAACACCAUAUCAUUAACACAAAAACUUAUAUAUAUAUGAUGCAAAACUAUUCGAAAAGAUCAAAAACAAAUGCAAAUCCAAAGUUGAUUUGACAGAGUAUUUUAUAGACAGAGAUAAAAAGCAAAACUGCAAAUUUAUACAAAUGGAGAAACAAACAGAUAGUAAUAAGGGAUGUAUAGAUAACAGUAAGUUGGAAGGAUUGCCAGUGGAUACAAGUCCUUAUACACAGUAUAAGGAUUUGGAAGAUUACAAGAAACAAGGGUAUGGAACACAAGGCCAUCAACAGCCAAAUCCUGGGCGUGGUGCUGCCAGUUCCACUGACGCCCCCACACUUGCUGGUGGUGGAUCUGCCUCUGCUCAAUCUCAGCUUUCUGCUACUGAUAACAUCAAUCGUCAGGGUGUCCCUUAGUUUCCUUGAUGUCUACAACAUGUGUUACAACUUACAACUAAUGUCUAGGCAUAUAAUAAGAUCAUAUUUGUUUUGAGUUAGCGGUUCUACAUCUUAGAUUAGUCUCUGUUUGGUGUUGUUUGCGUUGUUCCGUUAUGUUUCAUUUUCUUGGUAACUUACUAUAUCUAUUUUAAAGAAUAUAUAUAAUUGCAUAUUUAGGGGUUCUUAA
Capsicum annuum is the source of this 2357-nucleotide messenger RNA. Its product is annotated as probable prolyl 4-hydroxylase 9. Gene Ontology annotation, cellular component: endoplasmic reticulum. NCBI's taxonomy places the organism in Eukaryota, Viridiplantae, Streptophyta, Magnoliopsida, Solanales, Solanaceae. Gene Ontology annotation, biological process: peptidyl-proline hydroxylation to 4-hydroxy-L-proline. The coding region runs from base 129 to 983 and encodes 284 amino acids. Gene Ontology annotation, molecular function: iron ion binding; L-ascorbic acid binding; procollagen-proline 4-dioxygenase activity. The record is from RefSeq and is a predicted model, not a curated record. The transcript is spliced from 9 exons.